This is a messenger RNA of Oncorhynchus masou masou (cherry salmon), 3375 nucleotides long. Its product is annotated as short-chain dehydrogenase/reductase 3-like. Gene Ontology annotation, cellular component: lipid droplet. The record is from RefSeq and is a predicted model, not a curated record. NCBI's taxonomy places the organism in Eukaryota, Metazoa, Chordata, Actinopteri, Salmoniformes, Salmonidae. The transcript is spliced from 6 exons. Gene Ontology annotation, molecular function: all-trans-retinol dehydrogenase (NAD+) activity. Gene Ontology annotation, biological process: regulation of retinoic acid receptor signaling pathway; retinoid metabolic process. Bases 487 to 1395 code for a protein of 302 amino acids.
UUCAGAUCGCAGGUCUUUUUUCAACACUGCGGGGACGGGUAGUCAGAGCGCUAUAAAGUAAGCUAUCGGAGUCAGAGGCGGUAACGGCCAAGGAUAGGAACACAACAUACUUGUUGUGUAGACGAUUCAGUAGCGCAUGCCUUCGGAUACUCUCGCCUUCUUUAGGAUAGUUGAAAAGUAAUAGCGGACUACCGGUGUAAUAUGGUCAUUAGUCAAAAAUAAUAGUUUGCCAAUAAACUGAAUAAUCGAUAAACAUGCCAGAGCUCCGUAUAUUGACGCAUUUCUGAGCUUGGAACAUAAUAGCCUAAAUGUUAUGAAACAUUGACUUCAAGUGCUGCAGUUGGCUAGUUUGAGUUUGGUUUUAACCAGAUGUUUACCUAAAAUCCGCUCUGCCAAGGACAUCACGAUUGGAGGAUAUCAAACUUAUAUCAAACUGUUUGUGUUCGAAAAAUUCAGAGCAUUUAGGUUACUGUAAGAAGAAGGAACAUGGAUUUUAAGUGUUUGAGCUGUAUAGUGUUUUUCCCCAUACACAUUGUCUACUACAUAUUGAAAGCAAGUGUGUACUUAAUUCUACCAAGUAGACGAAGAACCCUGAUCAAGGAGGUGGUCCUGAUUACAGGCGGGGGACGAGGUAUCGGUCGUCACCUGGCUCAGGAGUUUGCCAAGCAGGGGGCUAAAAAGGUGAUCCUGUGGGGCCGCACAGAGAAGUGUCUGAAAGAGACAUGCGAAGAGAUCUCCCAAUUUGGAACAGAGUGCCACUACUUCCUGUGCAACGUGGCCAAUCGGGAGGAAGUUUACAAGCAGGCCAAGGUGGUCAGGGAGAAGGUGGGAGAUGUUACGAUCCUGGUGAAUAACGCUGCAGUGGUCCAUGGGAAAAGUCUGAUGGACAGCGACGAUGACUGUCUUUUGAAAUCUCAACAUAUCAACACAAUGGGACAGUUCUGGACUACAAAGGCCUUCCUGCCACGGAUGCUGGAGCUCCAGCACGGCCACGUGGUCUGUAUAAACUCCAUCCUGUCCCAGUCGCCCAUCCCUGGGGCCAUCGACUACUGUACCUCCAAGGCCUCCUCCCUGGCCUUCAUGGAGAGCCUGACUCUGGGCCUGCUGGACUGUCCCGGAGUGGGCUGCACCACCGUGCUCCCCUUCCACACCAACACUGAGAUGUUCCAGGGCAUGAGAGUCAGGUUUCCAGCGCUCUUCCCUCCCCUCAAGCCAGAGACAGUUGCUGAAAGGACUGUGGAUGCAGUCAGAACUAACACAGCCUAUGUUUACAUGCCCUGGACCAUGCAUGCUCUCGUUGUCCUCAAAAGCUUCAUGCCACAAGCUGCUCUUGAAGAGAUCCACAAGUUCUCUGGAAGCUAUACCUGCAUGAAUACAUUCAAGGGGAGGACAUAAAAACAAAUUAUCCUGAAUGUCAAUACAUAUCAGAGGAACCUCACUAAGUCUGGAGGAUGUUGAAGGGAAGUAUCCAUGGGCUACAGGACAUUGGGAAACAAUGGAUGCCCUUUGAAAGUAUGCAGGAAGGUGUCUUGGAGACUUUAGCGUACUGUAUAUGGUUGCUCCGACGGGGUAGAUUUCACUUACACGCUGCUGAAACUUAUCCUGGUCUCUUUCUUGAUCUCCUGUGUGUAGUUGGACGGACUAAAUACCAUUCACACAUUGAGCAGAAGCCAUGCAAAACUAGUCUGGAUAAACAGCAGUUUUUUUUUCAAGUCUGUUUUUUAUUAUCCUUUGUUUUCUACCAAUCAUGUGUCUUUGAAUGGAAUCACAUUAAUAAAUUGAUGUUACAGACAACCAAAGUGUCUCUUUGUUCACAUAGACUGGCGAAUGUCUAGUGAGUCGUCAACACAGCAGAGCUAACCAGAUGCAAUGAUAGAGAAUGAUAACACAGUUAUGCCAAACAUCAAAUGAGCAACAUUCAUUGGAAGGCAAAACAGAGCCGUACACUGUUAACUUAUACAUUGUAAUGUAGGUUAGGCCUGGAAUCCAAUCCAAAACAAUGCUAUAGUGCGCUUGACAUUUUAAAAUUGCAUUUAAGAGCUGAAUUGUCGACUUGCCACUCGGAUUGAAUCACUGCUCAAGUUGUUACAUGCUGGAAAAAGGUUAUUCAUGGAACCAUUCAAUGUUUUAUUGAGUAAUCUAAAACAUGGUUCAAAAGACCUUGCAUCAUGUAUUCCUGAGAUCAUCAAAGAUAACCUGUCCAAAUUACAGUAUAUGUGGUGUGGGGGAAUACCUGAUUUAGAAGAAUGACUUGAUUCCUGUAAAUGAUUAAUGAAUGGGCCUUGCUUCUGACUUUCACAUACUGUAUCAUAGCAUCAGAGGAAGAAUGUACAGUUGGAUUUCCACUCCUUGCUAUGAGAGAUAAACUUCACCCACUUAAUGAAGUGAUCUAUAGUGUACAGAUCUAGAGACCCAGAGCUGUGUUGUUGUGACAUACCCUAUGUCUGAGCACAAGUCAAGGCAAGCACACCCUCACAGCCCUGGGCCAACCAAUAAGCGAUGACUGUAAAAACGGGAAUAGUGUCUGCCCUUUGGCUGCCAGACAAGGCUCAUAAACAUUCAUUUGAAUCCAAGCGAACCAUAAAUGCCCUCCUGUGCGCUCACGAUAGGGCCGCUCAUUGUGAUCACUAGGUGACCCACACCAGGCUGGAUAGAGGGAGAAAGGAUGUGCUCUGCUGGGAGAGAACCUUAGCCUCUGUUAAGGGCCUGUUUUUUAUUCCCUGAGUGGGCUAUAGCUGUUGCGAAAGAGGAGGGAGAAGAUAGAGGCAUGUUGAGACAGAACUAGGUCGAUGAGGGAGCCAUGUAGUGCAAGUAUGGUGGAAGAGGAGGGCUGAAAUGGCUUGAGUCUCACGGGGCAGGUUCAGAGCAAGGUUAGCCAAAUAGUGGAUAAAUCAGGAGGGGAGACAGGGGGGGGCUUGGAAAGACACACACACUCUCUCUGAGCUUGAUGGACCAGGUGGAAGCAGAGGGUUGACUAGGGUUGGGGUGUUGAUGCAUAGAGAGAGAUUGAGAGAAUUACAGUACAUGUUACACUUAUUUGAUUGACCUCAUCCAGAAUAACUCUACACUUAUGACAUUCUGGCAUGAAGUAACCAAAGAAAUAGGAUGCAGAGCUUUGUAAAGUUACUAAAGUUUCGGUAAUAGUAACAGAUUUGAGCUGAUGAAGAAUUCAGCGCAGCAAUUGUCUUAGAUUCAAAUCAAGACAAUAGCUGUUUUGUGUUAUUGACUGUACGUUUGUUUAUCCCAUGUGUAACACUGUGUUGUUUUCGUCUCACUGCUUUGCUUUAUCUUGGCCAGGCCAGUUGGAUAUGAGAACUUGUACUCAACUGGCCUACCUGGUUAACUAAAGGUGAAAUAAAAAAAUAAAAAGUUUCA